CGGCGCAAGCGCGGAGGCUGGGGCGGUUGGCCGGCCCGCCAUUGCGCAUGUGUAUCAACUACACGGGUGGGUGCCGGCCAGGAGGCGUUCGAGUAACAGAGAGGGUGAGGUCGCUGAGCUGGCCGGCGCCUCGGGUCUUCUGGGGCCGCGAAGGCGCCACACCUGUUCAGAUGGAGCAGCGUGCUAGUCACCCUAACAGAAAAGCCAAAGAGGAAAGUAAUGCUGUGCCUCUUCGUCGAGCCAAACCCUCCCCUAGCUUUAUUAAUCUUCAAGCAAGUUCCCCACUGGCCACAUUCCUGAACGUCCGGACAGCAAAGCUGCCCUCAGGAUCUCUUCUGUGCCCCUUGCACCUCUGUUGCUCUCCCUUCAGGAGUCGACCCCAAGCCCAAGGAAUGCCUGGGACUUCUGGAACGUAUGUAUGCCAAUCUCCAUCUUCAGACCCAGCUCGCCCAACAACAGAUGGCUAUUUUGGAAAAUUUACAAGCAUCUAUGACACAUCUGGCUCCUGGGAGGGGAAGCAAGAACUCUGCCCUCCCGGCCUUACCCCGUAAUCUGUUGCAAAAUCGCUUCCCCCCAUCCAGUAAAUGACUUGUGGAACA
Messenger RNA from Neofelis nebulosa (Clouded leopard), 599 nucleotides. It is a transcript of the gene TSACC, whose product is annotated as TSSK6 activating cochaperone. Gene Ontology annotation, molecular function: protein-folding chaperone binding. NCBI's taxonomy places the organism in Eukaryota, Metazoa, Chordata, Mammalia, Carnivora, Felidae. The transcript has 4 exons. Gene Ontology annotation, cellular component: cytoplasm. Bases 48 to 551 code for a protein of 167 amino acids. The record is from RefSeq and is a predicted model, not a curated record.